Molecule: messenger RNA, 1207 nt
Organism: Cheilinus undulatus (humphead wrasse)
Lineage: Eukaryota; Metazoa; Chordata; Actinopteri; Labriformes; Labridae
Product: apoptosis regulator BAX-like
Exons: 6
Coding region: 255-866 (203 amino acids)
Biological process (GO): release of cytochrome c from mitochondria; mitochondrial fusion; positive regulation of apoptotic process
Cellular component (GO): mitochondrial outer membrane
Molecular function (GO): protein homodimerization activity; protein heterodimerization activity; channel activity
Source: RefSeq, a predicted model, not a curated record
GCCUCUGAAGUUUUUCAUUCUCGAAAAACUCUGUUGAGCCGGUUGAGGCGUACUCCCGAUGUGGUAGCUGACUGUUUUCUCGUGCUUUUUAUCCCUCAAAGAUAUUUUUAUUUCAACGAAAAAUUGAGACUAAGUCAAAUGAACACUGAACUUUAUAAAUUGAUUCAGUGAAAGUUUUAAGAUGAGCUAAUUUCUGGUCGUGAAGAGGAAGAGAGCGCCCCUCGAGUUUUCAUAGUUGUUCAGUUCAGUAAACUAUGGCUUGUGAAGGAAACGGCAUGUCAGAUGAAAGGAUAGGGGAGGCCCUGAUCAAAGAGGUCAUUCAGGAAGAACUGAAGGAUGUGCCCCCAGAAGAGCUCCCUCCUCUCACCCCGCUGGUUGUAGAUGUAAAGACUGAGCAGGAGAAGAAAAUGGUGACCCAGCUUGGUAUAAUGAUCCGCAUCAUUGGUGACAAGGUCAAAGAUGACAGGAAAUUUCAAGAUGCCAUAGAUGGUGUGGCUCGUUGCUCUGGAUCUAAGUGGGAGAGAUUUAAGGAAGUGGCAGACCAAGUGUUUCAACAUGGCAUCACAUGGGAGAGGAUUGCUGUGCUCUUUUAUGUUGCUGGGAGGAUGGCUCUCAGGAUGGUUGAGGCUCACUUACCUACAUCAGUGAAGGACAUCCUUAGGUGGACCACUGAUCUCUUCAAAAACAAAUUAUUGGGAUGGAUUCGUGAACAUGGAGGAUGGAUCAACAGUUUCUCUGAGCUUGCUGCAGCAUCUGUACAAAGUGUGUCUUCAGUGAGCUCCAGCAGCUUCGGUCUUAUUGUCAUCUUCGUGGCUGGACUGGCUAUGGGAAGUUUCGUCUCUUGGAGACUGAUGAGACAGCCCUGAGGUGAAUGAAAAUGUGCACAAACUCCAAUUCUGGGACACACGUGGUAUUUACAUACUAUGCAGUUUUUACUUGUCUGUUAAAUGCUAGUUAGGGCACGAGCACUGACCAGUGCGAGAGCCCUAUUGUAUCUAUAAGAUUUUUUUUUUUUUUUUUUUUUUUUUUCUGUCACAACUUUUGCAUUUUUGGGGGCCUUAUUAUGCUCCAAAACUCACCAAAUUUGGUGGCUUGUUAACCUUGCAAAGCAGAUGGAUAUGCCUGUUUCCUUGUUUUUCACUGGCGAAUCCAUCUUGCAAAGCUCCCAUCUGAACCGUUUGGGCCCGGUUAGAAAGUGACAGGACCA